CAUGUUAGCAGGUUUAAUUUGCAUGAGUUUUCCCUUGGAAAAACGCUUCGGGGUUUUAACUCAUUUUUACCGGCAUCGCCGCCCAAAGUUGGAAUCUUCGACACUAAACACACUGGUCGUUCGUAUUAGGGACUGGGGAUGGCUUGUAGUGGUGCUGGCGCUGAGGGCGGCGUCGGCAACGGCAGCGCCGCCACGGACGCUGUGUCGGGAACGUCUACCCAUGGCAGUCUCAUGUUGGACGCCGGGGUGCGGACUGCUCGACAGAACUUGUCCACCCACUGAUCCAGUUGGCCGAGGCCAAUGAACGAGGAUCUGCCCUCUGGUCGACGCGAGUAGAGGACUUCAAUCCACGCGUGUGUGGGCGAUGAUUGAGCCACCGAGUGGAUUGGUGGAAUCCCCGCAGCCGCACAUUGCUCCACUCGAAACUGUACGUGCUGUCGAUGUCGCCACCGCCGGAGGCCAGAGAUGAUCACAGCGAUUGCGAGGACCACCGGCACACCCACGACCGCCACCCACGUCCAGGUAGGGGUUGAGUGGGGGGAAUAUUUCUUGUGGGGCCACCGUCGUGCCACGAAGGAACGUCUCAAUUCGAGGCCGUUGAGAUGACUCUCGAGGUUCCUCCGGACUUUGAACUUUCGCAGUCGUGGUAGGCAUCAUCGACUUGACACCCGUGGUACUUGACGGUGUUGAUGUUGUUUUAGUACUUUACAAUAGGUUGCGAAUAGUGAAGAGAGAUUGGGAAUUCCCCCCCAUAACCUCCCUCGGACCUCGGGCAACCAAAUAAUGCUAAUGUAUAUCCCCAGCUCUAGUGCCUAUGGUUCCUCGGGUUGGACCUGUCACUGUUUGGAACAUAUCGGAAGAAUGCCAAAUGAUCAUUUCAUAGUUCAUUCCAUUCUCUUGUAGUUUCUGGGGCCGUGACCUGGCGUCGUGGAGACUGUAAAACUCAUGACUGAUUAGUCAAACACUGUGCAUCGUACUUACAAUUCGUCCGUCUUAACUACACGCGUUCCGCCGAAUACGUGGCCGCGGAGCUAGGGGCGUCGUAUGACGUGGAGGCAGCGUGGGGCGGCGGCGGGGACUGGUGUUGAAACUGCGUUUGGUAGCCGGGCAAGGCAUCCUUGGACUCCAACGAACACUUGCCGGGCGUAUACGCGUCGACAUGGGUCGCCAUCUGAGCGAUCGCACAUCCGCAGCAGCAGCAGCCGACGCAAAUAUCUUCCAAGACAGAGCCAGGCACGCCAAACCACCGGCGGACGUGGGCGCGAAGGUACACGACAAACGCAGCGACCACGAGGCCCCCAAACCCCGUGCACGACAGCAAGAACAGAACCAGGAGCGUGAGGACGUAGUCAAAUAAGCCCAGACGGCCCACCACUUGCGCCAACAGCACGCAGGGGCAGCAGCAGCACAUAAGACCGUUGGGCACGGGGUGGUCGCAGCAGUGGAACAGACCAGACUUCCACUGCCCCCGCAUGAUUUGGCUGCCGUCGGAGGCUGCCGCGUAAGGCUGCUGUGGUUGGCUCGAGCGCAUUGAGGAAGGCAGGCUGUUGAUUAAUGCAAAGUGAGACUGGAUUGGAUUUCGAAAACAAUCCGCGAUGGA
Messenger RNA from Aphanomyces astaci, 1600 nucleotides. RefSeq lists its product as hypothetical. The annotation marks the transcript as partial. The transcript is spliced from 2 exons. The record is from RefSeq and is a predicted model, not a curated record. NCBI's taxonomy places the organism in Eukaryota, Oomycota, Saprolegniomycetes, Saprolegniales, Verrucalvaceae.